Sesamum indicum (sesame) is the source of this 1557-nucleotide messenger RNA. The record is from RefSeq and is a predicted model, not a curated record. Lineage: Eukaryota; Viridiplantae; Streptophyta; Magnoliopsida; Lamiales; Pedaliaceae.
CGGAGAGGGUCACUAACUGUGAAAGUGAAAAUAAAGGGGAAUACAGAAAUGGGCUGGUUCCUUUGCUCUGGAAAAUCCAAGAAGAGAGCAAAGAAGGAACAGCGCAAGAAGUUCGAUGAUCGGAUCCCGUCAAGUAUAGUUGAAUAACUGAGUUGAAGAUGAAGUCUAUACAUAUUCUUAAAGGCAGCUUUGAUUCACAAAGAAAUUACUAGAAAAGGUAAACGUAAAUCCGUUAUUUGAUCUAAAGAAAGAAGCUUGUAAAGACGGAGGAUCCGGUUAUAUUGCCACAAACACAUUUACAUUUCUGGAAUUGGCUACGGCUACCAAGAAUUUCAGGGCAGAUUGUCUUUUGGGUGAAGGUGGAUUUGGAAGAGUCUAUAAGGGACGGCUAGAGAGCACUAAUCAGAUUGUGGCUAUAAAGCAACUUGAUCGCAAUGGUCUGCAAGGGAACAGGGAAUUUCUUGUCGAAGUGUUGAUGUUGAGUCUACUUCAUCACCCGAACUUAGUAAACUUGAUUGGAUACUGUGCUGAUGGAGAUCAGAGGCUUUUGGUGUACGAAUACAUGCCGUUAGGAUCAUUGGAAGACCAUUUACAUGACCUUCCACCUGAUAAAAAGCGACUUGACUGGAACUCAAGAAUGAAAAUAGCUGCUGGCGCAGCAAAGGGGUUGGAGUAUUUGCACGAGAAAGCGAAUCCACCCGUUAUAUAUCGAGAUUUGAAGUGUUCCAACAUUUUAUUAGAAGAAGGCUAUCAUCCUAAGCUUUCUGAUUUUGGAUUGGCCAAACUGGGACCCGUUGGCGAUAAGACACAUGUGUCUACUAGAGUAAUGGGCACCUAUGGAUAUUGUGCGCCGGAAUAUGCUAUGACAGGACAGCUUACGUUGAAAUCCGAUGUUUACAGUUUCGGAGUUGUCCUUCUGGAAAUUAUCACCGGCAGAAAAGCUAUUGACGACUCAAGAGCAGCUGGCGAACAUAAUCUUGUUGGAUGGGCUCGUCCGUUGUUUAAAGACCGCCGGAAGUUCUCGCAGAUGGCUGAUCCCAUGCUGCAAGGUCAGUACCCAGCUAGGGGCUUAUACCAAGCUCUUGCUGUUGCUGCAAUGUGCGUUCAGGAGCAACCCAACAUGCGGCCUCUCAUGGCAGACGUGGUAACGGCCCUAACUUAUCUUGCUUCCCAGAAAUACGACCCUGAUAUGCAAAGACCAAGUUCCGGCACCUCGACUCCAAGAACACGAAGGGAACAGCGGUAGCUGCGCUGACAGAAAUGUUGUCAGACAAAUACAUAAGGAUUUCUGGAAGGCGAAGCCGUGAUAAGAUUGUACAAAAUCCUCCUUAAGUGCCACAUUGAGGAAAGGAUGGUUGAAUUUAGUGAGCUUUUCGGUCAUGAGAUUUGUCAUCGGCAUUUGCUGCCUGCAGAAUGGGGUCGAGAGGUCCAGCUAGAGCUGUCUGUGUCGUCGUACUUUAGUUGCCAGAAAGAAGAAAAGAUUGAAUCCCAUCCACAAGAUGUUAAAUUUUUGAAGAUUUUCAUUUUCUGUCUAUAUUAUUUCCUAUUCUUUGCUUU